AAUGAUUUACUUACGUUUUUUUAAACUACAUUUCAAAAACAAAAAUGAAGCCGGGUGUUUUGUUUUCCUUGUGAAGAGGGUCAGAUCAAAUGACCGUAUGCAUGCAUACAUGCAUGUGACGACGUGAAAACUUGAUCCUGAUCAACAAUUGAUGGGCGCGUGCGCGCGCACGCACGCACAGACUUUGUGAUUGUUGUCGUUGCUGGGCUGCCGAUGGGUAACCAUGGCAAGACAUAGUCGACGUUUGAAAAGUAGUUUUAGACCAAAACUGCGAACCGCAUUCAUUCUCCGGUUUUAUGCUCAUUUGAACUUUUAGUCAUGAAAGCACUCAUUUCCCUCUCAACAACUCUUCCAUAUAGUUUGCCAACGAGAGGAAUGAGUGCAUUGGAUUUUGGUCCGACCCGAAAAAAGGCUUUGGGUCCAUUCUUGACAAUUGGGGUUUCUUCGGCGUUGACUUCCUGCUUGUGUUUCCACGGCAACAGCCGGCGCAACACAACCGAAACACGCGAGCGAGCGGUCUUUUGGCGACCGGCGUCUGGCCAGUGGUUGUCAUGAGGACGGCUGCUGCGCGUGCCCGCGGGAGGGAGGGAGGGAGAUGCUCGCGCUUGCUUAACGGGUGGCCAUCGGUCGUUCUUGCCUCUCUUCGCAGUCUACUUUUUCUCGUUGUGGCUGUUGUGUGUGUUUUUUCUCGCCCAGCCCUGGGUGGAUGGCGUCCAACAGCGCCAACCCGCAGCCGGGUGACCCGGCGACUGUAGUAACGAUGCCGGAGCUUCCCGCAGGAGCCGCUGUGUGCACAACUCUGCCGGACCUGCUCUAUCUUCCCGAACUCGUGUUUGGGGGUCUGGUGUGGAUCCUGGUGGCGUGCACGCUGGUGGUUCCCCAGAACCCGCAGGGCUGGGUGAUGUCGGUCAGCGUCUUCUGCUUUGUCACCACCUUCUUGUGGAGCCUCGUGUUCCUGUGCGGAUGUCAUUCCAACAAAAGCCGCUGGGUGGCAGCGGAUUUUGCCUAUCACCUGACGGCCGCUGUCUUCUACCUCAGCGCUUCCGUGUCCUUGGCCAAAGUUACGCUGGACAUGGAGAACGCCGGAAACUUCCAGUACUACCAGCUGGACAUUUCGGCUGUGGUGUUUUCGUACGCGGCCACGCUGCUGUACUUUGUGCACAGCAUCCUGUCGGCCAUGCGCUGGAAGACCUUCUAGAACUUUUCCAUCCGGCUGUCAAGAAAUCUCGUUGACGCUUGCAUUGGACCAACGAUGUUGACCUAUUUAUUUGACACUGUUCUUUCCGUCUAAGAUUUCCAUUGGACGGUGCAAGCGUAUUGUGACUUUGAUAUUUGGCAUUAUGAGGAUCCGCUCGCCUUAUUUUACGAUUUGUUGAUUGAGGACAUUUUAAAAGUCGUGUGACACAAUUCGUUUGGGACACCAUGAUAUUUGACGUUAUUGGAAAUUAUUUCUGUUUGCUAUUGUUAAUGUAGAUUGAUGACACGUUUGACUAGCUGAAUUCUGAAAUUGAUAAGUAUUGAUACAUAUUUAUCGUUGUUAUAUCUUUCAACGCUUGACAUGAUUUAGCUCAUUUAUACUUGUUCAUUUUUGACAUAUUUAUCGACAUACCUCGAUUUAAUGCUGUUUAGUGACAUUUAUGUUUGGCACCGACUCGUUCAUACCAGAAGAGAUUCAUUUGUGAAAUAUUUAUAAUAAAGAAUGUUUUGAAUCAA
Messenger RNA from Syngnathus acus (greater pipefish), 1713 nucleotides. Its product is annotated as myelin and lymphocyte protein-like. The transcript is spliced from 4 exons. Gene Ontology annotation, biological process: myelination. The record is from RefSeq and is a predicted model, not a curated record. Gene Ontology annotation, molecular function: structural constituent of myelin sheath. Gene Ontology annotation, cellular component: membrane. Lineage: Eukaryota; Metazoa; Chordata; Actinopteri; Syngnathiformes; Syngnathidae. The coding region runs from base 707 to 1198 and encodes 163 amino acids.